UCUCUCCCUUCACACAGUUCAUAGGAUUCUCCGUGGAGGGCUCUUUCUGGGGUUUCUCUGCGUUGACAUAAGGGGUUCUUGAAUUCUGGAUUGAGUGAGGUACUUGUUUCAAACUUUUGGUGUUUAAAUCCAAUUUCCUGAUAGAUCUGGUUGUUUUUAGGAACCCCUUGUUGCUGUUAAACCCUUAGACCUUAUAAAAAUUCAAUCUUGAAAUAGUAAAGAUUUCAAUUUAGUACCUUUGAGGUGUUAAUUUUAGUGUUAGUGUUGAGGUGGGGUCAAAGUUAUUGAAUUCCAUCAAAAUGAGUGAAUCCAAACCAGAAGCCCCAGUUAACAACCCUCCUUCUUAUUCCAGAAAUUUUCCUGAUUUCAAACAGUCUGUGAAGCUGAAGUAUGUGAAACUUGGUUAUCAUUACCUUAUUACUCAUGGAAUGUACCUAUUUUUAUCCCCUCUAGUUAUUGUCCUUGCUGCUCAAAUCUCUACGUUUUCGCCGAGUGACCUAUAUGUUCUUUGGGAGCAGCUUAGGUUCAAUCUCAUAUCUGUCAUCAUAUGCUCUACCCUUUUGGUCUUCCUGUCUACCCUCUAUUUCCUAACCCGUCCUCGCCCUGUAUACCUUGUUAAUUUCUCGUGCUAUAAGCCUGAAGAUGCUAGGAUAUGCACAAAGAAGAUUUUCAUGGAGAGGUCAAAGUUGGUUGGUUCAUUCCCUGAUGAAACUCUUGAGUUCCAGAGGAAAAUUCUUGAGAGGUCUGGCCUUGGUGAUUCAACUUAUCUCCCUGAAGCUGUGCUGAGGGUACCACCAAAUCCUUGUAUGGCAGAAGCACGGAAAGAAGCUGAGAUGGUUAUGUUUGGUGCCAUUGAUGAGCUCCUUGCUAAAACUGGUAUUAAGCCAAAAGAUAUCGGAAUUCUAGUAGUAAAUUGCAGCUUGUUUAAUCCAACACCCUCAUUGUCUGCAAUGAUUGUGAACCAUUACAAGCUCCGUGGAAACAUUGUGAGCUACAAUCUGGGUGGAAUGGGUUGCAGUGCUGGUUUGAUCUCGAUCGAUCUUGCAAAAGAUCUUCUUCAAGUCCAUCCCAAUACCUAUGCUUUGGUGCUCAGCAUGGAAAACAUCACCCUGAACUGGUAUUUUGGGACUGAGAAAUCCAUGCUCCUUCCGAAUUGCUUAUUCCGGAUGGGAGGUGCUGCUGUAAUGCUCUCCAACAAAGGAUCUGAGCGAAGAAGAUCUAAGUACCAGUUGGUGCAUACUGUCAGAACUCACAAAGGUUCCGAUGACAAGUGCUUUUCUUGUGUUUACCAAAUGGAAGAUCCCAAUGGAAAAGUUGGAGUAUCGCUGUCAAAGGAUUUAAUGGCAGUAGCUGGUGAUGCUCUUAAAACCAAUAUCACUACAUUGGGUCCUCUUGUGCUUCCCAUGUCCGAGCAGUUGCUUUUCUUUGCAACGCUCGUGGGAAGAAAAUUGUUGAAGAUGAAGAUCAAGCCUUAUAUCCCAGACUUUAGAUUGGCCUUUGAGCAUUUCUGCAUUCACGCCGGUGGCAGAGCUGUAUUAGAUGAAAUAGAGAAAAAUCUGCAACUCACUGACUGGCAUAUGGAGCCUUCAAGGAUGACAUUGUAUCGAUUCGGAAACACCUCAAGCAGCUCCCUUUGGUACGAAUUAGCCUACUCGGAAGCUAAGGGAAGGAUCAAGAGGGGAGACCGAACAUGGCAAAUAGCAUUUGGUUCAGGGUUCAAAUGUAACAGUGCAGUUUGGAAAGCUUUACGAUCAAUUAAUCCAGCCAAGGAGAAGAGCCCGUGGAUGGAUGAGAUUAACCAGUUCCCCGUGGAUGUUCCAAGGGUUGCAAAAAUCUAAAAAUCCAAUGGUGCUUUCAUUUAGCUUAGUGCUCCGGAUAUCGUGGGUGAUUAUUCUUUAUCAGUUGCAAUGUGCUGUUCAGUUGUUUCCUUGUGAUUCUCAAACUAGUCUAUAGCUGAUCUAAUUCUAUUGAGAAGCUUAGAUAGGGAAUUCUACUUGCUCUCAAUUGUGUAAUGAGAAUCAAGCAAGUGUUCUUCUCAUUUUUAUGUUUGUGGAAAUUGAGUUUAGGAUCAGUUAAUAUCCAUGUACUAUUUCUUUAUUCAUGAUUUAUCCUAGAAAUUGAUAUUCAUUGUUCA
Solanum stenotomum is the source of this 2134-nucleotide messenger RNA. RefSeq names its product 3-ketoacyl-CoA synthase 11-like. Gene Ontology annotation, biological process: fatty acid biosynthetic process. Gene Ontology annotation, molecular function: acyltransferase activity, transferring groups other than amino-acyl groups. NCBI's taxonomy places the organism in Eukaryota, Viridiplantae, Streptophyta, Magnoliopsida, Solanales, Solanaceae. Gene Ontology annotation, cellular component: membrane. The transcript is spliced from 2 exons. The record is from RefSeq and is a predicted model, not a curated record. The coding region runs from base 300 to 1838 and encodes 512 amino acids.